Messenger RNA from Rosa rugosa (rugosa rose), 1266 nucleotides. RefSeq lists its product as uncharacterized. Gene Ontology annotation, molecular function: nucleic acid binding; RNA-DNA hybrid ribonuclease activity. The transcript is spliced from 3 exons. Lineage: Eukaryota; Viridiplantae; Streptophyta; Magnoliopsida; Rosales; Rosaceae. The coding region runs from base 1 to 1266 and encodes 421 amino acids. The record is from RefSeq and is a predicted model, not a curated record.
AUGUGUCUUCCAAAGGAGCAGGGUGGGUUAGGAUUUAAACAUCUUUAUGCUCAUAACUUAGCCAUGUUAUCAAAACAAGGGUGGAGGUUUUUGUCCAACCCUACAUUGCUUGUAGCUCGAGUAUUUAAGGCUGUCUACUACCCUAAUGGUUCGUUUCUUACAGCUGAUUUGGGUGAUAGACCAUCCUAUUCUUGGCGAAGUAUUCUGGAAGCCAGAUCAACGUUACAAGUUAGUAUUUUUCGGAGGAUUGGCAAUGGAACCUCUGUUAAUAUAUGGACAGAUGAAUGGAUUCUUAAUGUUGCAGCCCACUCAAUAUCUAGACUGUCCGAAACUGUUUUUGAAUAUGUUGCUGACUUGCUCGAUCCUAGUACUGGAUCAUGGGACAAUGUUGCAGUUCAUGCAUGUUUUGUACCUGAUAUUGCCACACAUAUUUUGACUAUUCCCUUAAGUAGACGCUUUAGGGUAGAUAAGAUUGCUUGGAAGUUUGACAAGAAAGGUUGGUUUUCGGUUAAAUAUGCGUACAAGGUGGCUCGUGCUUUUUCCAUUGGCCACAUUUUUGCUUCAACAUCCAAUGGAGAUCCGUAUGCUCAGCUUUGGAAGGCUUUGUGGAAGGCCAAAGUUCCCAACAAGGUGGCCAUUUUUGGAUGGCGUGCUGCUCAUAAUCUUCUUCCUACUAGAGUGGCUUUGACAGCGAAGGCGUAUACCGGUGAGACUAGCUCUUGCCUUGUGGCAAAUGCUUUAGCUUGGUAUGAGGAAUUUCUACAAGCAAACAUAUGUGGGAAUCCUUCUCAAGGUCGUCAUCAGUUGAGUAAGAAGUGGGAACCCCCUGUUGGGGAUGUUUUGAAAUUGAACGUCGAUGAAGCCUAUUUACUUCAAGUUCCCUAUGGGGGUACAGGGGGUGUGCUUCGAAAUAUGCAAGGUUCUCCUCUUCACUCCGAGCUGAUGGCUUUGAAGCAAGGUGUGCAAUUCUUACACUCCAUGCGCGUAACGAGUGCAGUGAUCGAAAGUGAUUGCCAGGUAGCAGUAGUAGCUCUCACCAGUGAGCAGGUUGAUCUCUCUCAAGUCAAUGCUUUAAUUGCUGAAGUUAAGGACCUGUUAACUCCAAACGCAGGUAUUCGUAUUCAAUUUGUUCCCAGGCAGGCUAAUAAUGUCGCUCAUAGGCUUGCUAGUCAUGGUUUUGAGUCUAAUGUUAAUCAUGAGUGGUUUGUAAAUACUCCAGAACUUCUCCUGGAUGCCCUUAUGUACGAUCUCAAUCGUAUUCAUUAA